AUGCCUGUUUCAAAGAUUGACUCCGCGCUCAAAGACUUAAUUUGCACCUUCAACGAGCUCAACAAUCCUACCAUUGAGGAGCUCGACUCCGAACCUAGCCCCUUGGAAUUCAUGCGAUAUGUCUCUCGAAAUUCGCCAUUUGUGGUACGUGGAGGUGCAUCGUCGUGGAAAGCUACUCGGGAGUGGGAUUCAAACUACUUGAGAUCGGCAAUGGCUGGACAGACCGUCAAGGUUGCCGUCACUCCUCACGGCAACGCAGAUGCACCAACAUUUUCGCCGAAAGACAAUGUUACUGUUCUAUCAAAGCCUCACGAGGAAUCUCAGAUGUUUGAUGAUUUCCUCACGUACAUUUUACAACAGGAGAGAGAUGAGUCUUUCCCGUCCGGAUCGGAAGUGUGGUACGCACAAACACAAAAUGAUAAUUUCAGGGACGAGUACUCUUGUUUGUUUCCAGAUGCACAAAAAGAUAUUCCGUUCGCACGCAUCGCCCUCCAGAAGGCACCAGAUGCGGUGAAUUUGUGGAUAGGCAACUCUAGGUCUGUAACAGCAACACACAAGGACAACUUUGAAAACAUAUUUGUACAGGUCGUGGGCAGAAAACACUUUGUUCUACUGCCCCCUGUAUGCCAUCCUUGUAUGAACGAGACUUUGCUUACUCCGGCUACCUAUGUCCGCGAUGAAGCUGGUCUUUCUAUUCGCCUUGAUGAAGGGGUAGAUCUGGUUCCCUUUGCGACUUGGGACCCAGAUGAUCCGCAAUCAAACGCCACGCGGUUUUCUCACUAUGCUCAACCAGUGCGAGUAACUCUAGACCCUGGAGAUAUGCUGUACCUGCCAGCCCUGUGGUACCACAAAGUUAGCCAAUCAACUAUCCCCGAACGCGAAGGGUUCGUCGUUGCCAUUAAUUACUGGUACGACAUGGAGUUUACUGGGCCCCUUUUUCCAGCGGCUUCCCUUAUUCGGACUCUGGCCAAUGACGCAACUUGA
Messenger RNA from Pochonia chlamydosporia 170, 984 nucleotides. Its product is annotated as cupin-like domain-containing protein. The record is from RefSeq and is a predicted model, not a curated record. Lineage: Eukaryota; Fungi; Ascomycota; Sordariomycetes; Hypocreales; Clavicipitaceae. The coding region runs from base 1 to 984 and encodes 327 amino acids. Gene Ontology annotation, molecular function: 2-oxoglutarate-dependent dioxygenase activity. The transcript is spliced from 5 exons.